Molecule: messenger RNA, 1506 nt
Organism: Neomonachus schauinslandi (Hawaiian monk seal)
Lineage: Eukaryota; Metazoa; Chordata; Mammalia; Carnivora; Phocidae
Gene: KCNJ3
Product: potassium inwardly rectifying channel subfamily J member 3
Biological process (GO): potassium ion import across plasma membrane; regulation of monoatomic ion transmembrane transport
Cellular component (GO): plasma membrane
Molecular function (GO): G-protein activated inward rectifier potassium channel activity
Source: RefSeq, a predicted model, not a curated record
AUGUCUGCACUCCGAAGGAAAUUUGGGGACGAUUACCAGGUAGUGACCACCUCGUCCAGCGGCUCGGGCUUGCAGCCCCAGGGGCCGGGCCAGGGCCCGCAGCAGCAGCUUGUGCCCAAGAAGAAGCGGCAGCGGUUCGUGGACAAGAACGGCCGGUGCAAUGUACAGCACGGCAACCUGGGCAGCGAGACGAGCCGCUACCUCUCGGACCUCUUCACCACCCUGGUGGACCUCAAGUGGCGCUGGAACCUCUUCAUCUUCAUCCUCACCUAUACCGUGGCCUGGCUCUUCAUGGCGUCCAUGUGGUGGGUGAUCGCCUACACUCGGGGCGACCUGAACAAAGCCCACGUCGGCAACUACACGCCCUGCGUGGCCAAUGUUUAUAACUUCCCCUCCGCCUUCCUCUUCUUCAUCGAGACCGAGGCUACCAUCGGCUAUGGCUACCGCUACAUCACCGACAAGUGCCCCGAGGGCAUCAUCCUCUUCCUCUUCCAGUCCAUCCUCGGCUCCAUCGUGGACGCCUUCCUCAUCGGCUGCAUGUUCAUCAAGAUGUCCCAGCCCAAGAAGCGCGCGGAGACCCUGAUGUUUAGCGAGCACGCGGUCAUCUCCAUGAGGGACGGAAAACUCACGCUCAUGUUCCGGGUGGGCAACCUGCGCAACAGCCACAUGGUCUCCGCGCAGAUCCGCUGUAAGCUGCUCAAAUCUCGGCAGACACCUGAGGGUGAGUUCCUUCCCCUUGACCAACUUGAACUGGAUGUAGGUUUUAGUACAGGGGCAGAUCAACUUUUUCUUGUUUCCCCCCUCACAAUUUGCCACGUGAUCGAUGCCAAAAGCCCCUUUUAUGACCUAUCGCAGCGAAGCAUGCAAACUGAACAGUUCGAGAUUGUCGUCAUCCUAGAAGGCAUUGUGGAAACAACUGGGAUGACUUGUCAAGCUCGAACAUCUUACACUGAAGAUGAAGUUCUUUGGGGUCAUCGUUUUUUUCCUGUGAUUUCCUUAGAAGAAGGGUUCUUUAAAGUUGAUUACUCCCAGUUCCAUGCGACAUUUGAAGUCCCCACCCCACCUUAUAGUGUGAAAGAACAGGAGGAGAUGCUUCUUAUGUCAUCCCCUUUAAUAGCACCAGCCAUAACUAACAGCAAAGAAAGACAUAAUUCUGUGGAAUGCUUAGAUGGACUGGAUGACAUUACUACAAAACUUCCAUCUAAGCUACAGAAAAUUACCGGAAGAGAAGACUUUCCCAAAAAACUCUUGAGGAUGAGUUCUACAACUUCAGAAAAAGCCUACAGCUUGGGAGAUUUGCCCAUGAAACUUCAACGAAUAAGUUCAGUUCCCGGUAACUCAGAAGAAAAACUGGUAUCGAAAACCACCAAGAUGUUGUCUGACCCCAUGAGCCAGUCAGUGGCCGACUUGCCACCAAAGCUUCAAAAGAUGGCUGGAGGAGCAGCGAGGAUGGAAGGGAAUCUCCCAGCCAAAUUAAGAAAAAUGAACUCUGAUCGAUUCACAUAA